Molecule: messenger RNA, 3835 nt
Organism: Labrus bergylta (ballan wrasse)
Lineage: Eukaryota; Metazoa; Chordata; Actinopteri; Labriformes; Labridae
Gene: castor2
Product: cytosolic arginine sensor for mTORC1 subunit 2
Biological process (GO): negative regulation of TORC1 signaling
Source: RefSeq, a predicted model, not a curated record
CCUGCUUUAGAUUUUGACAGCAGGGUCCGUUUUUUUUACCUCUUUGCUUUUCUUUAUUCCACCCUGCCUCGCUCUUUCUUUCCCCUAUUUAAAAAAAAAAACACGCCUUAGCCUGCCGUGUGAAUGUGUGUAUUUAUUUAUUUAUGCAUCCCGUUUGAAAGUGUUUAGGUUUUUUUAUUUUUUAUUUUUUUACACAAUUUAGUCGUCCCUCAAAUGAGAAGACGUAAAAGAUGGAGCUUCAUAUUUUAGAGCACAGCUUGAAAGUGGCGAGUAUAGAGAAAGAGGGGAUCCAGAUUUGCACGCACGGAUUAAUAAAACUCGCUUUCCUGGCCUCCAAAACAAGAUGCAAGUUUUUCAGCCUGACGGAGACUCCCGAGGACUACACCAUAAUCGUCGACGAGGAAGGCUUUAAAGAGUUGCCCCAGUCGGAACACAUCAGUGUUGCUGAUGCCACGUGGUUGGCCCUCAACGUGGUGUCGGGGGGCGGCAACGCCUCCAACUCACAGCCCAUCGGCGUCACCAAAAUCGCCAAAUCAGUCAUCGCACCGCUGGCCGACCACAACAUCUCUGUUUUCAUGCUGUCCACGUAUCAGACCGACUUCAUAUUGGUCCGGGAGCGAGAUCUGCCCAUGGUCAUGCACACGCUGUCUUCUGAAUUCACUUUGCUGCGGGUCGUCAACGGGGAGACGGUGGCUGUUCACGACCUGGGAGUCACCAACGGCUUCGUAAAACCUAAACUAGUGCCCCGUCCCAUCAUUCACCCUCUAUCGAGUCCCAGCAAUAUGUUCUGUGUGACCAGCCUGGACCCGGACACGCUGCCCUCUGUCGCCACCCUGCUCAUGGACGUCAUGUUUUACUCUGGAGGUCCAAAAGAGCCCGGAGCCUCCAGCGAGGACUCCAACCACAUCCGCUUCUUCUCCUUCUCCCUGAUCGAGGGCUACAUCUCGCUGGUCAUGGACGAGCAGACAACUCAAAGGUUUCCAAACAACGUCCUCUUCACUAGCGCUUCUGGAGAGCUUUGGAAAAUGGUUCGCAUCGGAGGACAACCUUUAGGAUUUGAUGAGUGCGGCAUCGUGGCUCAGAUAUCAGAACCCCUGGCUACAGCUGACAUUCCUGCUUACUACAUUAGUACCUUCAAGUUCGACCACGCACUGGUUCCUGAAGAAAACAUCCAAAGCGUGAUCGGAGCUCUGCGGACCAAGAGCACAGCACAGUGAACGACUUGCCGGAGGAGAAACCGCUGUGUUUGUGUUUUUUGUCUCUCCAGUCAUUUGGUUCAAACGUUUAUCAUGUCCAAAAAGUGCCAAGAGCUUCUUAGCGGACUCCUGUGGAUCGGCUCUGAAGGAAGGGGAUCGAACCACAAAGCGUGGGUGGGAGAGGGGGGGGGGUGACAGCGUGUUAGGGAUUCAUUUUCUUUACCUCCUCGGCACUCGAGCCCCUCCACUGCCCGCUCUGGUAGUUGUUGCUUUUAGUUUACCGGACUGAAUCCGUUUUUCUUUUUCCUCUCUGAAGCUGCUUCUUCUUCCCACUCCCUGACCCUCAUGAGCACCAUACUGUAUUAGUUACAUAAUUCCUCUUACAGAAGGAUGACGAAUGUACUCUCUGAAGCAAAAGAGAGAUUAUAUAUAUAUAUAGAUAUAUCUAUAUAUCUAUAUACCAAGCUCUCCAUUUUUCUUUUCUUUUUGUUUGUUCCGUUUGGUUUUCGACAGGUCAUUUUAUCGGUGCCAAGAUGUCUGAAUGCCCCAACUGAUGCCUUUUUGUUUCCAAACUUUUCACAUGUGCAAUUUGAAGGAGACAAUUUCGCGAGACAGCCAGCGCCCGGUGGAGCAAUUUGUGUUUGUUUUAGUUUUUUUUCUUUUGCUUUUUAGUCGCUGUUGAACAUGUUUUAAUCACAGCAAUGUUCUGAACUGGUUCAGUCCCUUUAGAGUGUUUUGCUUGAUCUGUAGAAACCUGGAGAGGAUCUGAGAGUUUUGAAGAGGACGGACUCUUUUUUUAGUGUUUUUAAAAGUUACACGCGUUCACACUGUGAGCAACAUGGCGGAUGAGUCACCACAAAGCUGUUUUUUUUUUUAUCGUUUUCAAAUUCAAAUCUGAUUUAUUCAAGCCUUUUUUUUAAAGUGCUGUUUAAUGGCAGAGACCAAAAUAAUGCUUCAGGACGCUGCAGCCAAUCACAGCAAUAAAACAAGUCACAUAAAUGUUAGCAUGCUACGCUACGCAGCUGGUUUUAACAUCUUAUUCAGAUUACCUUGUUUGGUAAAUGUGGCUGAAUGAGUGUAAUGAGAUAAUGUUUGUUAAAUAAUUAGACACAUCCACCGGCUUGGAUUUGACUUUUGUCAGUGUGUAAACUUCAAGGACGUUAAUAUCCAGCAGGUCUCCCUUCACAGUUAUUUUUCCACAUUCUUAUAUUACUUAAAAGUUAAAUAAUCAUUCAAAGGCCUCAAUCAACCCAAUAUCAGACGAAUCAAUCAUGCAUCAUGAGCUGCCCGUCGUUUGAGGAUCAAACACUCGAUGAGUUUAGCUUCUACUUAAAGCAAUAAUAAGACAUGUUUGGAAUCAAUCUUAGGCCUUUCUAUCCAACAGGAUCGAUAACUCUCUCUCAUUUCUGUGCGUAUAAAUGGAGUUGUAGCCUGUAGGUGAUUAGCUUAGCUUAGCAUAAUGAAUGGAAGCAGGUGGAAACAGCUAGCCUAGCUUCUCUUCACCUUUUAUCCUUUCCUAUAAACUCUCUGUAUAAGAUUAGUUUGAUCCCUAAACGACAGAAAAGAUUCAAUCAACACUUGCAGUGUUUUUCUAGGUUUUGUUUUAUUUUAUUUUUUUAGUUGAGCACUUGCCGGGGGUUGUGACUCUUCAGAUUUAUUUAUUUUUCCCCUGAAAUAGUAACACUAAAAGAUUGAAUCAUAAGCCCUUUUCACACAUGCACUGAUACAAUUUCUUGACCUUUUUCUUGAAAUCGUCCUGAGCAGGUUUAUUCAUGCAUCACUCACAGCGGGAGAUUUUCGCUGUCGGAAAAAGGAAGCGAGUAGGGGAGGGGGUAUAAACAACAUGAAACUCUCCCUCUCGCUCACUCGCUAGAAAUUUUCUUUCUGUGUUUACAUGUUGGCUCACGCUGACAUUUCACCAGGGUGAAGAAAUUCUGCUAAUUGCAUUCACACAUGCAGCAGCUCGCUCCCAAUAUUUAGAAAACGUUUUGUGCAUUUAAAGGGUUAUAGUAAAAACUGAACCCACAAAGAAGGGCUGCACUAUUUACGGAAGUAUAUAAGUAUAAGUAUAUAAAAAAAUCACAAAUACUGCAAAGUGCAAUCUCCAGAUGUUCAAACAGAAUUGUAAUGACGUAUAUGUGUGAGAAUCCUUGGCCUAUACAAAUGUUUUUCAGCUGUUUUUAAAAGGAGAUUAACAAGAAAUGUCGGUUCAGACGCCAACAAAUGCACAUUUUAAAAGUUUCUUAUCAUGAAUCUUCAAACUAUCUUAAUAUCUGUCAAAACAAAAGCAAUACGAUGUUUUUCAUUCCUUUAAACACUCCAACUCUGCCGCCCUUUUCCUUUGACUCGAUGAUCAUGUCGCUCACAGUGUGAACCCGCUGCAGUAACGACCCUGAUGAUAAAACGCAAUGACUUCUUUCUUUUUUUUUUAUUUGUUCAUCUACAGUAGUAAUAAUUACUGAGCCACUUUGACGAUGUACCAGAAUAACGACUGAGUGCAAGCGUGCUAAACGAUAAGCUAAGGUCCACCAUGCGGGGUAGGAACAUUCCCCCUCCUGAACCCUGCUGGUGUCCAUUACGGUGUUGAAGCUGCCCCUCCCCGCCACCAGUCUGCACUUUAAAGCAGCCCCCCCCCCCCC